AUGGAACGGAGAGUGCUAUUCGCUCUUAACAAAACUCUGAAGCGCAAACACGACGAAUCUGACCUUAGCGAAGAGUCAGUCUCACCAAUAUCAAGUACAGAUCAAGAUGAUGCAGAAGGCACACCCGAAAUCAGUGAUCGGGCUGGUAUGAAGGCACCCGGGGCUCAUCUCCAUGGCAAUGUUGCUAGUAAAUUUCAAGAUCUUGAUAUACAAUGCCAAACCACGAAAAGCGAGGGGUUUCGGAGUCACUCCCCCACAAGACACGACAUACAGUCUCGGAAACCGGAGCUUCCAUUAGAGCCUUCCACAGAUGGGCAAAACUCUAUAAUAAAUAAUGAUAGCGAUGAUUUGAAGCGGACAGGUUCUACCGUGGGGCCAUUAAUAUCUUCCAACAAAGGCUUUCCGGAGGUAGCGGACCCUUUGCACUUGGGUUCACCGCCUCCUACAUUCAAUGAAACUACCGAUACGGAGGCCAACGAAGAAUCAUUGACCUGGGAUGACUCAGAAAUAACGGGACAUCAUGCUUUAGACCCUAAUGAUGAUGGAUAUGGACUCAAUGGAGUGGGAUUCAAGCCAUCAGCUGAAGUGGCGUGGGCUAGGUCCCAACAUCGAAAAGACCAGGUAGCUGAAUGGAAGAGACGUAUGGCUAGUGAGGCACGCGAAGCUCGGAGCAGACGAAGGCAGAAGGAUGAUGAUAGUGGCGACCCCAUAGCAAAAGGCUUCCCCAAACAGAAGAGAGUCAAGUUUGAUGCCUAA
This is a messenger RNA of Nannizzia gypsea CBS 118893, 756 nucleotides long. RefSeq lists its product as hypothetical. The transcript has a single exon. Lineage: Eukaryota; Fungi; Ascomycota; Eurotiomycetes; Onygenales; Arthrodermataceae. The record is from RefSeq and is a predicted model, not a curated record. Bases 1 to 756 code for a protein of 251 amino acids.